Molecule: messenger RNA, 1509 nt
Organism: Didymodactylos carnosus
Lineage: Eukaryota; Metazoa; Rotifera; Eurotatoria; Philodinida; Philodinidae
Source: the annotation of a GenBank genome assembly
AUGUUGUUGGUAUCACUUGUUGUCACAUGCUUGGCUUUUGCUCAGGCUCAAAAUCCUAUCGGACUCAAAGCGUCCGCUUCCGUUCGCGGCUUGCAAUUUGGCACGGCUGCAUCGAUCGACCAUUUGCGCAACAACGUGGAUGGCGGGCAGUUCAAUCCGUACGUUAUCAAGAACUAUCAUUUGAUCGAGCCGGAAAACGAUCUCAAACCGCAGAAAUUAUGGCGUGGUGAAAAUAAUUACGACUGGGUCGACUCGGACUGGCUGCUGGGCGCUACCCCAGACACUGUCGGUUGGGCACAACAGAAUGGAAUGCAAAUCCGCGGACACACCUUGGUGUGGGCCACCGAUAACACCAUUCCUCACUGGUUGCUUCAACAAGAAUCGUCGAUAACACCCGACAAAGCCAAAUCGCUGAUGAGCGAUUAUAUUCAUGCUGUAGUUGGUCGCUAUCGAGGCAAGAUACCAUCUUGGGAUGUAGUCAAUGAAGCGGUUGACGAUGCGCAGAAUAAUGGCCAUCCGUUCAACAUGCGUAAUUGCUUUUGGUUCCGAAAACUGGGCCAAGAUUUUGUUAAAUACGCCUUCAUGUUCGCCCAUCAGGCCGAUCCCCAAGCCAGACUCUAUUACAACGAUUACAACACCGAAGAUAUGGGUUCGAAAUCGAACAGUGCUUUUGAACUUGUCAAAUGGGUGAGGUCGGAGGGCGUCGCCAUUCAUGGAGUUGGAAUGCAGUGGCACAUCGGUCUUUGGGCGACGGUCAACCCUGGCGACCAGUACUAUCAGAACGCCCAACGUCUGAUAGAUAACGGGUUUGAUUUUAUGGUUACUGAACUCGAUAUUGCUAUUCCAAUGAAUGGGAAUCAUCCUCGAGAUCUCAAUGAUUUGCACAAACAAGGACUUCUUUAUCGUGCUCUGUUGAAAUACGUGCUUCACUUUUCCCCGAGAUGUCAUGCCUUGAUAACGUGGGGUUUCACCGACAGAUACAGUUGGAUCCCUGCGUUUUCCGAUUACCUUAAUGGGGUUGCUCUCCCAAGUGAUUGGAACUAUCAACCAAAAUACGCCUACUGGCAAAUGCAAGAAGAAUUGGGUCGUAUUCUCCCCGACGGGAUCUAUCGACUCUCAGUUUCAUCACGACCGGGCAGCCGUCUAGAUACCUAUGACAUGGGCGAAACUGGAGGUGUCCAAAUCUACAUAGGAGGAGGUGAUGCGGCUAACCAGAAAUGGGAGCUAAUCUGGCAGGGCGACGGGACCUAUCGUCUGUCACCCCAAAGCUCCAGAGGACGCGCUCUUGACUGCUACGACGAGACCGGCACACCAGGUGGCAUCCAAACGUACAACUGGUGGGGCGGCGCCAAUCAGGAAUGGAUUCUUUCCCCACUGGGAGGUAGCACAUUUCGUGUCGGUCUACGUAGUGUCUGGUGGCGGGCAUUGACUGUUCACGGCACAUCCAGCGUUGGCCUAGCUGACUACAUAAACAGCGGAGAUCAACAGUGGGUCUUCACCAAUGUUUAA